AUGUAUCGGUCGACAAAAGGAGCAUCGAAGGCUCGGAGGGAUCAAAUCAACGCAGAGAUUCGGAACAUCAAGGAACUGUUGCCCAUCUCCGAUUCGGACAAAGCUCGACUCUCCUACCUACACAUCAUGUCACUUGCCUGCAUGUACACCAGAAAGUCUGUAUUCUUCUCUCAAGACGCUCUUCAAGACGAGACCAUGGACUUCAUGUUGUUUCACGAGCUGUCAGGGCUGAUGUACGAAUUGUCAGGUUUCAUGAUACUCCUAACAAGCGAUGGAAAACUUAUGUAUCUAUCUGACAACGUCGCAGACCACCUCGGCCAUUGUAUGGUGGACCUGGUUGCCCAGAGUGAUCGUGUAUAUGAUAUAAUUGAUCCUAGGGACCACUUUGUCAUGAGGAGCAACCUUGCAGGUCUACCGAUGACCACUACUGACACAGACAGGUUAUUUAGAUGUCGCUUCAAUACUACAAAGUUCAUCCGGCGGCAGGGUGCGGAGAACAAGUUGAUGCUAGUCAGAGCUCGAUGCCUCACCCCACCUUGCCCUGUCUCUGCAUACUGGAACUCCAACCCAGUAUGGGUGUGUUUCUGUACCCCUCUGAAGACAAAAACGCCUUACCUUACAAUCGCCAAGAGUGGCCCGCUCACCCCACCCCCUGAGCAGUCCAUCCUGCUGGCUUGUUUCCACUCUCAACACCACAGGGACAUGAGGCUUUGGGAUGCCCAGGACAGUGUGAGUGUGUACCUAGGCUACGAUGUGGAUUCUCUACGCUCUCGCUCCUGGUACAGCCUGGUCCAUCCCAGGGAUCUCUCCCAUGCUUCUACACAGCACUGUCUCCUAUUGAGUGAAGGAGGGGAGAGGCAGGUGGAGAUGGUGGUGCAGGUGGAGGCAGCAGACCACUCAUGGGUCUGGCUCUAUAUGGUCCUCCAGCUGAACAACGAAGAAAACCCCAUCAGCUGCCACAACUACGUCAUCAGUGAGUCAGAGGCGUGGUCAAUACGCCAGCAGCUGUGUUUGGAGCAGAACCAGUUCCCUGGGUAUUUGGGUUCUGGUGAGAGCCUGUCCAGUCCAAAUCAGGUCUUCACCCCCAGUAGAAGUGACCUGUCAGCCCAGUCCUUUGACUUCGGCACUGCCACGUCUGGUGUGAGCUCUUGUGAGGAGCCCAUGCAGCCAGUUGGUUAUGGUCCUCGCUCCAGCCUGUCGUCUCUGGAUGAAGAGAACUUCCCCCAGACACAUGGAGGACAACACCAGUGGAAAAUAAAGACCAGCCAUCUCUCUGUUGGACCAACCACUCCUGCCUCACUGACUGACCCUGAGUCUGAUAUUCUGACUCAGAGAAUUACCUCUCACCUAACCAAUAUGUCAGAACCCCUCCCCUCCUCCCUCACCAAGCCCCUCGCCCCUCUUACUAUGCCCCACCCUCAACAGAUGGGGGAGUUUGCAUGCACUCCCCCGUACACCCCUCAUCUUGCUAGUGGCAGUUUUCCUUUUGUGGAGAAACUGCAACUCAGUUUAGAUCCUUUCAAUGCAGCUGUGUCAUGCCCAAUGGUCCAUGCGGUUAUUAACUCAGCACAUAGAGCACCAGGCUUCUCCCAGGCCCUCUCUUCUGAGCAUCCUCAGGUACUCUUCCCGGCAGAGCCCCAUAGAAAGCUGCCCCCUACCACCAAUAGUUUUGGGGGAGAUGAAUGCUCAAUCAUGGGCUUGCCACAGAUUAGUGGUCCCUUGUAUGUGGAUGUUCCCCACAGGCCCUUCCGUGGCCCUCUGAAUGAGCUCCUCCUAACUCCAGAGGCUUCCCCCACACACCCGUCCUGCUCUUUCUUCUCCAUGGAGAGAGAGCAGGAGCGAGAGAGGGAGGAAAUUUCUCUCUUGGCUAAAUAUAUUAGCUCUUUAGCUGAGGGAUUCUAUUGUGACCCUCUUCUCCCCAGAGUAACCCCAUCCACCUUCUCGUCUUCACCCAGCCUUCAGGCCACAUCCCAGAAUUCCUCUCCUCCUUGCGGAGGUGAGUGCCAGCCCUGGAUGGGGCUAGACCCGCCCCUUAGCCGAGAGGAUAUCUCUCUGUAUGAGGAGAGUAUGGCUCUAGAGAGCCUCAUUGAGGAGGUCUCAACUUUCCCUUUGUCCCCCUCUUCAUGUUACUCUCCCCCCCCUUCCUCCUUUAACUCCUCCCUGCCAUGCUUGCCACUCACCCCAGUGAGCAGGUGUAACCCCAGCCUCUUCAAGGGUGAAUCUUCAAUUGGAGUAAACCACUUCUGUAGCGUCCAAUCGACGCAGUGUAACUGCAUGGCAGUGGGUGGAGCUAUGAUGGCAGGGACUAAAAGAGACAUGGUGGAGUCAUCAGAGAGUGAGAUAGAUACGAACGUGUCAGUGGAGCCUCCAUCAUCAAUACCAUCGUCAGCCAUCGCUCUCACAGCCUUCCAGGAGUGUGCCCCUGCCUUGGUCCAUCCAGCCCCCACCAUCAGUUUGCCCCAUGCCCAGUCCCUUCUGGAGGAACUGGAUGCCAUGGAACCUCUGUUUGAGGCAGAUGCCUCUUUCACCCUGUCUUGGGGUGACAACCUGAGUUGUAUCAACUCCCACUCAACCAUGCACUCACAAAGCUUCCACCAAGAUGGAAGCCUGCGUGACCCUCCGUCCUAA
Molecule: messenger RNA, 2628 nt
Organism: Coregonus clupeaformis (lake whitefish)
Lineage: Eukaryota; Metazoa; Chordata; Actinopteri; Salmoniformes; Salmonidae
Product: neuronal PAS domain-containing protein 4A-like
Exons: 8
Coding region: 1-2628 (875 amino acids)
Biological process (GO): regulation of transcription by RNA polymerase II
Molecular function (GO): protein dimerization activity; RNA polymerase II transcription regulatory region sequence-specific DNA binding; DNA-binding transcription factor activity, RNA polymerase II-specific
Source: RefSeq, a predicted model, not a curated record